Messenger RNA from Beta vulgaris subsp. vulgaris (sugar beet), 525 nucleotides. RefSeq lists its product as uncharacterized. Lineage: Eukaryota; Viridiplantae; Streptophyta; Magnoliopsida; Caryophyllales; Amaranthaceae. The record is from RefSeq and is a predicted model, not a curated record. The transcript has a single exon. Bases 1 to 525 code for a protein of 174 amino acids.
AUGGUGCCUGGAAUAGACUCCAGUAGUCCCCUUUACCUUCAUCCUUCAGAUGGAACAAACUCCAUCACGGUAGAGAAACUGGAAGGAGCCUCUAAUUACAGGUCUUGGAAAAGAUCUCUUGAAAUUAGUCUUGCAUCUAAAAGAAAACUGGGGUUUGUUACUGGAAGUGUAAAGAGAGAUGCAGCUGACUUAGUAAAGCAAGAAGCAUGGGAUACAUGCAAUAGCAUGGUAAUAUCAUGGUUAAUAGGGAAUGUGAGUGAACCUAUUAAAAAAUCUGUAAUGUUCUUGAAUACUGCUGCAGCCAUUUGGAUGCAGUUAGAACAUAGAUUUUUAGUGAGUAAUGGGUCUAGGAAGUAUAGUCUCAGUAAAGAGCUAUAUGAAACCAAACAGGAAGGGAAAAGUGUAACUGAGUAUUACACUGAAAUGAGAAGCAGAUGGGAGGAGCUUGAGCAGUUAAACUCUCUUCCACCAAUUACCACUAUGACAGAAGAUAUAAAUGCAUUCAUCUCAGCCUUGAACCUUUAG